AAUCGUCAUCUUUCGAGCGGAGGAAGCUCUGGGGGUGAGGGAGCAUUGCUUGCGCUUCGGGGCUCACCGGCCGGGUUUGGCACUGAUAUCGGAGGGAGGAUACAGAUUCCGGCGGCGUUCAAUGGGGUUUUUGGUCUUCGUCCAUCUGCCGGAAGAAUGCCCUAUGAAGGAGUGGCGAAUUCUAUUGAUGGUCAAAAUACUGUCUUGUCGGCGGUUGGCCCGAUGGCGACGAGUAUUGGAGCGUUGAAGUUACUUUUCAAGGCUGUUCUCUCCCAGCAGCCGUGGCUUCAUGACCCACUUGCGUUGCCGCUACCGUGGAGAGAUGACUUCGAGAUGGAGACACAGGAUAUAAUCAAAGCGUCGUCCGGCCGUGGCCCUUCUCCGCUCUCCUUUGGCAUCAUGAGCCAUGAUGGCGUUGUCCAGCCUCAUCCACCGGUGAAGGAGGCUAUGCUGUUUAUCACGCAUAUAUUGAAGGAACUGGGUCAUCAGAUCAUCCAGUGGGAUCCUGCGCUGUGUCAAGAAGGUCACGAACUCGCGGGAAAAGCGUACAACAUGGACAGCGGCGAAGAUUUACUCAGCCAUAUCGCCUUGUCAGGCGAGGCACAUAUUCCCCCGUGUCUUAUUGACACACGCAAACACCUGAAUGCCAGGGAGGUUGCAGCAUUGAACGUGCAGAGACGGCAGUACCUGAAAAAGUACAUGGACUUGUGGAACAGCACCAGCAAGCUGACAGGGACCGGGAGACCAGUUGAUGCUAUCGUCUGUCCGACUGCACCUCAUGCAGCUGUUAUCUCGGGGAAGUUUCGCCACACGGGUUACACCACCUUGAUCAAUACCUUGGAUUAUACAAGCGUAGUGAUUCCGGUUACCCGUGUCGACAAGGAGAUUCACAGGGUGGAGGCGUCGCCAAAGUUCCUUAGUAAGGUAGACCAGAAGGUUUACUCGGAGUAUGAUCCUGAGAUCUACGAUGGCGCCCCGGUGGGGAUACAAUUGAUUGGCAGGCGGUUGGAGGAGGAGAAGAUUCUCACACUGGCGGAAUAUUAUCUCUAA
This is a messenger RNA of Aspergillus ibericus CBS 121593, 1050 nucleotides long. Its product is annotated as amidase signature enzyme. The transcript has 4 exons. NCBI's taxonomy places the organism in Eukaryota, Fungi, Ascomycota, Eurotiomycetes, Eurotiales, Aspergillaceae. The annotation marks the transcript as partial. The record is from RefSeq and is a predicted model, not a curated record.